UUGCUCCAACCAGAAAACCGUUCCAGGAGUUCAGGAUACUUGUUCAGGGGUUCCAAUCAUCAGAAAUACUGUAGAUCGAUUAUCAGCAGGAGACGGUGAUCGAUACGGGAAUUUAUCAUUCUCUUCUGAAUCCACAUAUCAGUCGGCACUGCAAAUUACAGUAAAUACCAGGAAGUGUAAAUACAUGUAGUCUUGUUGGAGCCAGACAUACGGAAGCUGCAGAGGAAGAUGGCUAAUUAUGGGAGAUGCAUUAACUUGAUAGCCCAUCUUCUUAACAAGUAUAAUCCAGAAAAUCAGGGUCUUGAGCACUUCUUGGAAGACUCGGCAGAAGACUUGCAGAAACUUAAUGACACAGAAAAACAGUUUGUUCUCGAGGUGCUGUCUGGGUGUGUACAGUACACAGAUCUGUUGGACAUCGUUGUUGAUGCUUUUUAUGCCAGAGAUGGGAAGAAUUCUUUAAAGUCAGAGCAUGCUUUGUAUCUUGUGUUCUGUUACAUCACCACGUUUAAACUAGAAGAAUAUGGCAUUCUGGGCUUCAGUAGAAUUAUUAAGAGUCAAGAUGUUCCCAAGAUGGGCAGGUUCCUUAGGUUCUUCCUCGAUCACCUGAACCUGAACACAUGGAUAAAAGAUGAAUGGAGUCAGAUAUAUGAUUCAAAUUAUGUCAAGGAAAAUUGGAUCAUUCCUUUGCUAAACUGGCAGCCUGAAGUGCUGGAUUUAAUAGAUGGCUUUGAAAGUAAGUCAGUAACCGGUUCUACUCCAGUGAAAUCACCAAAAGUAACGGAAGUGAAAGAGUUCAACUUAACAAAACCAAAACCGAGAACCAUACCAGUGCCGCAGAGAAUUCCAUCCCAGAAGCCUCACCAGCCGGUUCCUGAGAGUACCUUCAAAACCCCAAAAGAGCAGGAAAUGCUUCAAGAGAAAAAACUAAAAAAUCGCCAAAAAGCGGAGGAGCUCCUGAUAGAAGCUAAUGUGGCUCAGUUUAAGUGUGCUAAUGCAGAGAAGUCAGAGAAAACCAAGCGUGUUUUGUCAGAAAUAAUGAAAGAAGAAGAUAAUAAACUGGCUUUUAAUAAAACGAAAGCUCAGCAAGUGUCGCUAAAGAAGGUGGACAAUGUACCAGUAAAACUGAAUGCAACAGCGAUAUUACGAGAGGGCGCUCUAUACCAGCGGCAGGUGGAAAAAGAACUACGCAGGAUUGAGAAGCUGGUGGAUGGGGCCCGAGACCCCAGCGAGUUUCUGGAAUGGCAGCGCCAAAUGCGGGAGAAGGAUCUGGAACGUCAGCUGGCCGAGAUUGAGUGCCGGAGGCUAGAAGGGAAGCUGAGCCGAGAGGAAGCUGUUCUGGCCCGGCAAAACCUCAUCCAGGAGAACAAGAAGAAGGCCGUGAUGAAGAAAGAGGAGGCACAAAAGCUGAUGCGCCAGUAUGCAGAGAAACGCCUACAGGAAGAGAGAGAGAUGAGAGAUCUGGUAGAACAAGUGUCCGAGGGGCGCAAAAAUACCAAACAAGCACGCCUGAAACUCCAGAAGUACAAGCAAAGAAUAGUGCAAGAGGUGACAGUGGAGAGCCGGGAGCUGUUACAACAAGCUCUGGAGGAUGCUGAAGAGGAACUGAAGAAAAAAUUUGAGUUAAUCCGUGAGAUUCGAGCCAUGGAGUCCGUGCCGAUCAUCAGACACAAGUUCGUAGAUUUAACAGAGACUGCAGGACAUGGGCUGAACUGUGAGAUGUCAAUAGCAGAGCUCCAUGAACGACUGUCCCUGCUGAAGGAGGCUGAGAGGAAAUCAGAAGAGGAGAAAAGGGAUCAGAUCCUGGAGGAGAAGCAGACCAAACAGCAGAUACUUCUGGACACCUUGGAACAGAUCUCACUGCACAGGACAGCUAUGGGGAAAGCAGCUCUUCUCAAGUCUGAGGAGAAAAAAGCAAAAUCUCAGUUUGGAAAAGCUGCUGUAGCAAAAGACGAUCGUGUCACUGAGCUGCAGAAAAAAUUGGAGGAGAAAAUUACCGAGCGCAAGAGACAGGCCGAGGCCUUGAAGCUAAACCCCCAGCGGAACAUUGCCAAAUCGUCUAAGAACUCAUUUGAAGAGAAGCACUGGAAGGAGCUUGAAGAGAGUCGAGAACGCCAGGCUCAGCUUUUCCAACAUGGUGCCGUUUCACGGGAAACUGCAAACAGAAUAGCUGCUUAUCAAGCUGCAAGAAGCGGCGUGUCACCUGCCUGCUUACUUCAGUCAUAAUAUAUUUAUGUUUAAGGGACUUGGCAACUGACACUGAACCGAAAUACAUAGUGCAAAAAAAAUAUAUAUAUAAGUAAACCAAGAAAAUUGGGAAACUAUAAAAAGUUGUGUAAAAUAUGUCAACAAAAUACUGGUCUAUGUGCUCAUUGGAGAGUCAUGGAAUGCCUCACUAAAUAUACCCUCUAUAAUUGAAUUUAAAAGUUAUGUACUUUAGCCUGUAAGACAGAGACUUAUCAAGUUUAGAAGGAAGUCAGCAGUGGUAGGAUACAUGUUUUUCUUAGUAAGCGACCUUGUGGCCCCUGCAAUAGCAAUGGUGAACUGCGGACCUCUCCAUGGUAUUCAUAAACUCCCAUUCUGCUGCAGGUAGGAAAAGGUCCUGUAUGAAAUUUGAGGUGCGCCACUUUGACUCUCUAUCCAUCUAUAAACAAUUCGGUCCCUAAGAGAGACGCUGGCAGGAAUAAAACAAUAGAGUUCUAGCCUAUUCCUACUCUAUUUAAAAAAAAAAGAGUUGGUUGGAAUUGAGCUUUAUACUAAACUAGUAUCUAUAAUACAAGGGUUGAAUAAACAGUAAUGCAUCAACAGUUUAUAAAACUCAUGACUAGGAAUAUUUUACUUAAUUAAAGCGGGGGUUCACCCGAAAAAAAUGUUUUAACAUUAGAUUGAGGCUAAUUGUGGGAAG
Molecule: messenger RNA, 2902 nt
Organism: Rana temporaria (common frog)
Lineage: Eukaryota; Metazoa; Chordata; Amphibia; Anura; Ranidae
Gene: CFAP99
Product: cilia and flagella associated protein 99
Exons: 17
Coding region: 229-2223 (664 amino acids)
Source: RefSeq, a predicted model, not a curated record